Molecule: messenger RNA, 1425 nt
Organism: Lineus longissimus
Lineage: Eukaryota; Metazoa; Nemertea; Pilidiophora; Heteronemertea; Lineidae
Exons: 2
Coding region: 25-1272 (415 amino acids)
Source: RefSeq, a predicted model, not a curated record
GAAUACGUUCCAUACAUUCUUCCAAUGAAGCCGAUGACUGAUCUUUGUUGGACGUGCCAGCAGAACAGCAAGCUGCUGUUGAAGUCUGUCAAUCGGACAACUACAGAAAAGUCUGAUGCCCUAAAAACAGCAGAGCAACAUCUCUUGGAUGCCACUAAAGAAAGAAGCCUGUACAAUGCCAAGGUGAAAGACUGCAAAGAUGCCAUUGACCAGCAUAGCAUCACUGACCCGAACCGUCUUGGGAACAACAUACCAGAUUCAUCAGUUGAGGCUGAGGUUCAUUACAGCUUUGACUUCGCCCAGCAGAUCCAUUAUCCACACGACCCGAUGCAGCCAGGACCCAUUUUCUUCAAGACGCCGAGAAAAUGUGGUGUAUUUGGGAUGAUGACAGAAGGCAUACCCAAGAUGGUGAUCUUCUUGCUGGAUGAAGCCACCAACGUCGGCAAGGGUGCGAACUGUGUAAUCUCUCUGUUGGAUUUCUUCUUUGACAAUUACGGUUUGAAGGAAACAGUGGCCCAUCUUCAUGCAGACAACUGUUCUGGUCAAAACAAAAACAAUGCGAUGGUGCAGUACCUGUCUUGGCGAGUGCUGACUGGCCGACACUCUGGGGUCAAGUUGUCGUUUAUGUUGGCAGGGCACACCAAGUUUGCCCCAGAUUCUAUGUUUGGUCUGUUCAAACGAAAGUUUCGAUCAACGAAGGUGGACUGCCUGGCUGACAUAGAACAAGUUGCCGUUGAUGCUUCCCCACGCGAAGUUCUCCUCACACAGCUCUGUGGCAAUGAAGCUGGAGAUGUCAUUGUCCCUGUCAGGCAAUGGGACACUUACCUGAGCCAGUUCUAUCGAAAGCUGCCAGAGAUCAAGCCGCUCCACCACAUCGAGUUCCUCCAGGAUGGCUCUGUCAACACUCGCUACAUGAGUGAAUCUAACACUGUCAGUCAGAACAUUCUCAAAUGUGAUCGUGCUGAUGUUGGGCAGGGGAAACCUGAGGUCAUUGUUCCGAAAGGUUUAAAUGAGCAACGUGUUGCGUACCUGUACAACGAUAUCCGAGAGUUUGUGUCGGACGAGUGCAAGGAUCUCGUGUGCCCAAAACCAGCUGCUGCAAUGGAUGUUGAUCAACAACGUGAUGGUCCUCCUGAGGAUGUACUUCCAGUUCCGGUGCCACAAGUCGCUACUCCAACUCCUGGUCGAGGCCGAGCUGCUCCAAAUCGUGGACGGGGUCGUCCUAAGAAGACACCAAGAGGACGUGCUGCAAAGAGGCCUAGGACAGAAUAGACUGUUUCCGCUAUUUGUAGACUUUAGGCGUGGCUUACACUGUUGCCAUGGUAAUCAUUGAAAUUGACACUGGAGAAGAAACGACCCCGGGACACUGCCUGUGAACUCACGGUCUGUCAAGGAGAGGGCAGAUAAGUUGAUAAAAGCAUUCAA